AUGGACGAGGUGCUUGACCGCUGGACGGCUCAGUUGUUUGAAGCUGCGCACUUUCGAAAACCGACUACGCAAGACACAGAAGAACAACAUAAUCGGAGCGCAGGCUCAGGUGCUUCAUUAGGUCAAGGUCUUGAGAAGUCACAGCAGGUGCUGCAGGAUCAGCCAGAUAGUUUUGAAGACAAGGAGGAGGAGUUAGCUCAGACACAAUCUGACGGUGUGAAAGCGGAUGGUGGUGUGAACUUGGAAGUUAUACGACAGCCUACAUCAUCAGCCUCACGUUCGAAGAAAAGAAACCGGCAGCAAUUGGGCAAUCGCGAAGUGUGGGAGUGA
Molecule: messenger RNA, 330 nt
Organism: Phytophthora nicotianae INRA-310
Lineage: Eukaryota; Oomycota; Peronosporomycetes; Peronosporales; Peronosporaceae
Exons: 2
Coding region: 1-330 (109 amino acids)
Source: RefSeq, a predicted model, not a curated record